AAAAAAGAGGUUAUUGUUAGAGGAGGAUUCCUUUCUGUUACUGUGAUAUCUGCUGAAAACUUGCCUGCAUUGGAUAUAUUAAUGAGAAAAUCUAAUCCCUUUGUUGUUCUGACCUUGAGGAAAGCAAAAUCAAAAGCCGAAACAAUAUACAAAACCAAGGUUGUGAACAACUGCUUGAAUCCUUCUUGGAAUCAAGCAUUUGACUUUGUAGUGGAGGAUGGAUUACAUGAUGUGCUAAUUGUUGAAGUUUGGGACCGCGGCACGUUUGGAGUGCAUUUUAUGGGGAAAUGCACAUUGUCGCUUGACAGGGUAAUACUGGAGGAGGAAUACGAAGAACGUUUUAAGCUAGUUGGUGCUGAAUCUAGCUAUUUGAAAUUGCAUCUCAAGUGGAUGCACCAACCAAUUUAUUGUGAUCCGAACUUUCUACAGCCGCUGAGUAUUGGGUAAG
Messenger RNA from Lotus japonicus, 448 nucleotides. RefSeq names its product synaptotagmin-5-like. The transcript is spliced from 3 exons. Gene Ontology annotation, cellular component: endoplasmic reticulum. The record is from RefSeq and is a predicted model, not a curated record. Lineage: Eukaryota; Viridiplantae; Streptophyta; Magnoliopsida; Fabales; Fabaceae. The coding region runs from base 82 to 447 and encodes 121 amino acids. Gene Ontology annotation, molecular function: lipid binding.